This is a messenger RNA of Polistes dominula (European paper wasp), 708 nucleotides long. RefSeq lists its product as uncharacterized. NCBI's taxonomy places the organism in Eukaryota, Metazoa, Arthropoda, Insecta, Hymenoptera, Vespidae. The record is from RefSeq and is a predicted model, not a curated record.
AUGGAUAUGCCCAUAGAGAUUAAUAGUGAUAAUAAAAUUUCCAAGAUUAAGGUGAAAGAGGAAGUUUACGAGUUACGUAAUCUACGUGAGGCUGCCAAAAUCGCGAGCAUUUAUCAUAGAACCGAUCGUAAAUUCCAAAGGAAUAAGAAACUUUCUCACAUUGUACACGCCACGUUGAAUUUAGUGCAAUUUGCACUAAUAGGAUGCAUAUUUGGUACAAUUUCAAUGCUCACAGCUGGUAUUAUGGAAAUGAAACAGGUUGAUUGGUAUAUUGAUCAUUAUGAGAUCACCGAUGAAAAAUUAUUCGAUCAUCCAAUAUUUGUUCAUAGUUUUUCUAUGUGUAUAUUGUCGAUUUUUAUCAUGACAUUUUAUUUGAUACACGUUUGGAUUCUAUUCGACGUAUGGCAAUGGAUGACAAAAUUUGGAAGAUCAUCGGACACCAGUGAAUCCGAAUACAGUUCAUAUUUAAGUACAAAUAGCGAAAUAAUCGAAGAUCCUUCAAAAUCUUUUGAAAUAGAACAACCAGGACAAUUAGAUCCUAUUCCUGCAUUGAACAAACUUAUCACCAAAAAAACACCGAUCGAUUCUACUUUACCCGAUGACGAACCUGUUAUAUUAUACUGCUGUUUCGUUGAUUGUUUUAAUUACAUCAAGUAUAGUCGUAAAAAGAAACCUAAACACGAGUUUCAAGUGAUUCAUGUAUUAUAA